Ilex paraguariensis (yerba mate) is the source of this 1344-nucleotide messenger RNA. The record is from the annotation of a GenBank genome assembly. Lineage: Eukaryota; Viridiplantae; Streptophyta; Magnoliopsida; Aquifoliales; Aquifoliaceae.
AUGGGCACUUCUAUUCCAACUUUGGCGCUUCUUAUAUUUUUGCUCAUCGUUGUGGGCAAUUCAAACUCAACCAUCAUUUGCCAUGAGAAAAAAAGAACAACCCUUCUCAACUUCAGAAAUGGCCUCACUAAUCUGUCGUCAAGCUGGCUCUCAUCUUGGUCAGUCCAAGAAAAUUCUUGUCAAUGGAUAGGAGUCCACUAUGAUAAUGUCACGGGUCGAGUCAUUAAGCUCGACCUCUUUGGUAUGCAACUGCAAGGCGAGAUUAAUCAACUAGGAAAUCUCUCAAGGCUACUUCAUCUUGAUUUAGGAAUCAAUAAUGGACUAUUUGUGGGUGAUCUAAGUUGGAUUUCUGGUCUUCAUUCUUUGAAGUAUCUUGACAUGAGUGGAGUAGAUCUUAGCAAGAUAGUCAAUUGGCUUCACGAAAUGAAUAAGCUUCCUUCUCUUUCAGAACUGCUCUUGUCCUCUUGUGGACUUGAAAGUGUGUACCCAUCCCUCAGUUAUGUCAAUUUCACAUCUCUUACUGUCCUUGAUCUUUCUAGUAACCUUUUCAAGCGUGAAGUACCUAAUUGGUUGGACAAUCUCAGUACUAGCCUCAUAUAUCUCCAACUUAGGGGAAAUGCUUUACAAGGUCAAAUACCAGUAGCCUUGUCGAAUAUUCACGACUUGAGGUAUCUGAAUUUUUAUGGCAAUCAACUUAAUGGUCCUAUUCCUGCAUCUAUCGGGAGGCAAUUAGAGUACAAGCGCAAUCUUAAACUUGUGAGGAGCAUAGAUCUUUCAAGCAAUAACUUAUUUGGAUCCAUUCCUGUUGAGUUAUUUGGUCUUUUUGAAUUGCGUUUUUUAAAUAUGUCUCAUAAUCGCUUGGUUGGAGAGAUACCAGAGAAUAUUGGCAGCAUGACAACAUUGGAAUGUCUGGAUCUCUCGAAAAACGAUCUAUCUGGCAAAAUUCCAGAAAGCAUGUCGAAUAUGGCAUUUCUUGAUUAUUUAAACUUGUCAUACAAUUACUUGUCAGGAAGUAUACCUUCAGGCACCCAACUUCAGAGCCUUGGCGAAGACACCUUCAUUGGGAAUGCUGAACUUUGUGGUGCACCUCUCCUGAUAAAUAGCACCAAAGAUGAGGAAUCUCAUGGUUCAACACCUGUUCACAAAAAUGGAGAUGAGUCUGAGAUGUUUUGGUUCUAUAUUGGCAUGGGUAUGGGAUUUGUCAUUAGUUUUUGGGGAGUUUGUGUUGUUAUUUUCUUCAAAAGUACUUGGAGGAAUGCUUAUUUCAAAUUCCUUGAUGAAUUGAAGGACCGGAUCUAUGUGGCAGCUGCUAAAGGUGAAAUGGUUCCGCAAGAAAUUCAAUAA